AUGUACCGAAUAGGAGCAAUUUCGAGCGCGGCCAUCACCAUGUUGGGGCUGAUAUUAAUGGCUACACCAAGCUUGGAGGGAUUCGUGCCCACUUUGGCGGUGCAGGAGUCUGGCGUGAAGGGCUCGGAAGCUGCCGGCAAGGCACCCGGGCAUGGCGUCCAAUGGUACGUCGGCGUCAUAUGCAUUAUUUGGUACUGCACAGUUCUAUCAUUAGCAUACAGUGGAUGGAUCGAGAUCAUGAGAAAAUUCACUCAAAUGAAACAAUUGCCGGAUCCAAAGCUCGCGCAAGAGCCCGUGAGCAUUAUUCGGCCUUGCAAGGGCAUUGACACAGAGAUGACCGCAUGUUUGGAGAGUUGUAUUUUACAAGUAUACCCGCGCGACAGGUUUGAAGUGCUGUUUUGCGUGGAGAGCCCCGAGGAUCCGAGCAUCCCGAUUAUCAAAGACGUGAUGCGGCGGCAUCCAGACUACGACUUGAAGUUGCUGGUGGGGUGGGCCGGCCGCGAAGACCACUAUGGGCCCAACCCCAAGAUCAACAACCUGUCGAAGGCAUACCGGCACGCGAAGCACGACAUUGUGUGGGUGCUGGAUUCGAACGUGUGGAGUUCUCCGGGGACGCUGGCGCGCAGCGUCGAGAGUCUAGUGCACUCGCUCGACAACGGGGCCAAGACGCGCGGUCGGCCUGUGGUGUUGACGCACCAGGCACCGCUGGCGUUCAGCGUGGGCGAAGAGACGCGCGCACUGCCGUUGAGCGCGCGGCUGGACGAGAUGUUCUUGUUCAGCUCGCACGCCAAGUUCUACGUGGGGUUCAACAAGGUGAGCAUUGCGCCGUGCGUGAACGGCAAGAGCAACUUCUACAGACGGUCUGCGCUGGACUUGGCCGUGGAGCGCAUCGGGGAAGCGACGCGGGCGACCGCGCUGUUCAGGGACCCGCAGAUACAGCGCGACGCACGCGCCAUAGCGCUCAAGAACCACGGCCGCGUCGCACACGAGCAUUGCGGAUUCACAGAGGUGACGCUGGCGCGAGGCGGGCUGGAGCCGCGCGCCGGGCUCGAGCCACGCUCGGGCCUCGAGGAUCGCGCGGGCUUCGACGAGCGCGCCGUCGCGGGGCCCGACCAGCCGCACCACCACGGCAUCGAGUUUUUCAGCACCUACAUCGGCGAAGACAACAUGAUCGGGACCGCGCUGUGGGACAUGCUGGGAGGCCGCACGGGCAUGACGCGCGACGUGGUGGUACAGCCACUGCGGUUUGGAACCAGCGACGAUGGCCUACGAAACUACAUCGACCGCCGCGUGCGUUGGCUGCGCGUGCGCAAGUACAUGGUACUUGCAGCGACGCUGCUGGAGCCCACGACAGAGUCGCUUGUGAGUGGCGCGAUGGGCGCGUACGGGAUAUCGCGCGUGUUUGGCGCGAGUUUCUACGUGGUGUUUGGCCUGCACUGUGCGCUGUGGUGCGCGACGGAUUGGGCCCAGUAUUGUGCGCUGUUGCGCUGCGUUUACUCCGAUAUAGCUCUUGAAAACGAAAACGAGCCCGAGUUCGUAGCGGCGGCGCGGCCGCGCCGCCGCUUCGCGACCUGGCUGGGCGUGUGGUUGCUGCGCGAGGCGCUGGCAUUACCGAUCUGGGUCCGCGCAAUGUGCGGGUCGGUAAUCUACUGGCGCAACAAGCCCUUCAAGAUUAACCGUGAUUUGACAGCAGAAGAACUGCGGCCGCAGUUGCGGCCGCGUUCGCCGCCGCGAACACCGACAAAUUAG
Molecule: messenger RNA, 1749 nt
Organism: Lachancea fermentati
Lineage: Eukaryota; Fungi; Ascomycota; Saccharomycetes; Saccharomycetales; Saccharomycetaceae
Source: the annotation of a GenBank genome assembly